Molecule: messenger RNA, 3918 nt
Organism: Dreissena polymorpha
Lineage: Eukaryota; Metazoa; Mollusca; Bivalvia; Myida; Dreissenidae
Exons: 3
Coding region: 1-801 (266 amino acids)
Source: RefSeq, a predicted model, not a curated record
AUGGCUGCGCCCAGUCCGCUAAAAGUACAGCUGUUCGGCCAUUCGUUCGUGAGGCACCUUAAAGAUUUAAUCCGACAUGACUCCACUCUACGUUUUAACUUGAAUCUGCAAGGACACCCUCUAGUACAAUACUCUGGAUUCUCCGGUGCUCGCGUCGAAACACUACACCAUCGUUUAACCGAGAUCUCUGACUUUGAACCGGAAAUUGUUGUGCUGAUUAUUGGCACCAACGACAUUUAUGAUUCGUCGUGUUCAAUUCUUUCUGUGGCAAAUAAAAUUGAAGACCUGAUGGGGCCUGCAAAGAAAACUAAAAAACGAUCGGCAACAACAAUAUGCAGUUGCUGUGAUAAUACAACGGCCAAGAAAUCACGCUCCACACCCACCAGUCCUCCACCAUCAAUAUCCACAGCAAUUCCAGUACAAGAAACGGGGACAUCUACUGGUCCAUCCAAUGCUCACAAUGGAUCUGGGAACAACACAAUCCAGCACAUCCAGGGUGUUGAUUUUAAUCCUGGACCCGUGCCACCCAAUGAAGUUGUUCUACCACAUCAACAACCCCCUCAGGUACCUGGACCCGUGCCACCCAAUGCAGUUGUUCUACCACAUCAACAACCCCUUCAGGUACCAUUCAACUACUCGGACGACUCUUCUUCAGAAGAUGAGGUCGACCCACCAGCAAAUCUUCAGGAAAUACUCAGCACACACAUGAUGGGCCUUCUUCCAGAUACUGCCUCAUUGGAGUUCCCAUUAAGUCUGAAAAGACCGAAAAUGCCACACCUAUCAUCACUUUCAUGGGUUUAGAAUUAGACUCACUUACAAUGGAAGCACGUCUUCCACAUGACAAGCUCUUAAAACUUCGGGAACUUCUGAUGAAAACCUCCAAGUCCAGGAAGGUCACACUGAAAGAAUUACAAUCCCUCCUAGGUUUACUAAACUUUUGCUGCCAGGUGGUAACACCAGGUCGCAGUUUUCUACGUCGCCUUACAGACCUUACCAAAAAGGUCACAAAUCCUAACCAUCACAUAACUUUGAACAAAGAAAGCAGGAAAGAUCUGCAUGCAUGGCGGCUUUUUGCAGAUCAUUUUAAUGGAAAAAACCUUCUUCAUAAGCGCCGUUGGUUAACCUCCGACACCCUACACCUUCAUACCGAUGCAUCUGGCUCAAUCGGUUUUGGGGCAGUGUUUAAACACCAUUGGUUUUCUGGCACAUGGUCAGAAAAUUGGUUACAUUUUGAUAUCACGUUUAAAGAACUGUUCCCAAUUGUUUUGGCAAUUGAGAUCUGGGGCCACGAAUUACAGGAAAAGUGUAUUAUUCUCCACACAGAUAACGCUGCCGUAGUACAUAUUAUUAACCGCCAGACCUGCAAAAUACCUCACAUUAUGCACCUAGUACGUCGCCUAGUUUUGGCAAGCAUGAAAUUUAACAUUCUACUCAAUGCUGAACAUAUUCCUGGUAAAUUUAACAUAUUACCUGACCUACUCUCUCGUUCACAGAUCGAGAAAUUUCAAGCUUCAGCUCCACAAAUGGACAAGGUUCCAACUGCAAUUCCGGAUCAUCUUCUACUGCUCAACUGAACUUGCAGAUUUACAAUCUUUUGAACUCGUCUCUUGCCCCAUCCACUAGGGCAAGUUACCAAAAUGCGCUACAGCAUUACAACAAUUUUCAUUCAACUCACUAUCCUCAACAACCGCUAUGGCCCACUACUACAGAACAACUAGCCCAGUUCAUAGCAGUAUGUAAUGCACGUCAGUUAAAGGCAUCCACCAUUACCUCGUAUAUUUCAGCCAUUACCUACGUUCACAAACUUAAUGGCUUUUCAAACCCCGCAGAGUCAUUUGUCAUCAAAAAAUUACUGCACAGCAUCCGUCGCCACAAAAACUUUGAUAGGCGUCAUCCUUUCACACCAGACCAUCUUCAGUUGCUAUUGUCAAAUCUUCGUGUCUUGGUUUCAGACAAGUACACCCAAGUUCUUAUGCGAACUAUGUUUUUGUUUGCCUUCUAUGGGCUGUUUAGAUUAGGGGAACUAGCCACUUCCUCUAUGGGUUUCAUGAAUGUCAUUCAAAGGCAGAACUUAUCCUUUACAUUCAACGGCUCAAUUGUUUCAGGAGUAUCAGUCUUGGUCAAUGCCUACAAACAUUCACAAGGCCGCUGUGCAACAAUCCCAUUAUCCCGUCAGGCAUGCAAACAGUUGUGCCCUAUCCGGGCGGUAUUACGUUAUUUACGUAUAGCCCCACAAUACCCUGGUCCACUUUUCCGUUUCACUAACGGCGAGGCAAUUUCAACUACAUUCUUCCGAACACUGUUACACAGAUGUGUAAUUGCAUCGAACUUGGAUCCAAAACUUUUUACAGCUCACUCUUUUCGUAUUGGGGGCGCAACUCACGCACAUAGCAACCACAUGUCCCCAUCCCAAAUUCAGCAACUAGGUCGAUGGAAAUCACAAGCAUACCUUAAAUACAUACGCCCUCAAUCUCUCCCCAUAUAGGUCCUAUACUGAGCUUACACAACAACUCUUGAAAACUGGGAGCUGACGGUUUAAGGCAGCAGCUCUCGUCCCCUUUUCCUCAUUUCACAAGCUCAGAUAUGAGUUGACGGUUUAAGGCAGCAACUCCUAAUAUUUACUUUACUUGUUACAGUUCACGCUCAAAGCUGACGGUUUAAGGCAGCAGCUCUCGUUCUCUUUUCCUCAUUUCACAAGCUCAUAUAUGAGUUGACGGUUUAAGGGAGCAACUCCUAAUAUCUACUUUACUUGUUACAGUUCUUGCUCAGAGCUGACGGUUUAAAGCAGCAGCUCUUGGCUCUAUAUUUCACCCUAUUUCUUCCCUCAUACUGUAUAACCAUAUGAGCUGACGGUGUAAGGCAGCAGCUCAAAGGGAUGCAUUCGUGAUUUUUGUACUUUAGCAGAUAUAACAUUUAAAGCUGCGACCAGCAGCUCUCCUCCAUGUAUAUAUGUAAAAAUAGUCACCCGUGUAUGUACUACUUUAGUAGGCACUGUUUAUUUUUAAAGUAUUUACUGGUGAAUGCUUUUUUACUCAUAGUUUAUAUGCUAGUCAUUGUCCGUUCUCAAUGGGCGGUGGGUAACCAUUGUUACCAUUUCAGUGGGUAACCAUUGUUUACCCUGGUGGCGUUUUUCUAUCGCCCAUUAUGGCAUUCUGUACAUAACUUGUAUGUUUAUAUGUACUAUUAUGUUUUGUUUUGUAUGAAUGUACAUAUUUUAUACACUGUUCUUUAUAUGUAUUACAUUCAUUGUUUUAGGGCAUCAAGUUUUUGAAUGCCCUCACUUUUAUGGCAUUUGCAAUAAAUGCCCUUUUUCAAUCUCAAUACGGUGUUGGUUGUUUACUUCAUGCCAUACUAGUUUCAAUCGGAUCUAUAUGACUUGCAUAUCAUGAACAAUACAUAAAACCAAGUUUAUGCACACAUAAAGUUUUUUAUGUCAUUGUGAUGAUUUUUCCUGUUUUUGUAGAAGUUAUCCUCAAUACCUUUGUUUACAUACUACAUUAGUGCAGUGUAACCUUAAAGGCACGCUUAGGCAUUAGCCAAUCAUUAUAUAGAUAAAAGUCAUGUGAUCUGUUAAUGCUUUGGUGCGAGUUGCAUCGCAAAAGCUUACGCUUCAAAACCACCACCUCCCCUACCUCCGCCAUAUUUAAUUUUAGGUUUUUAUCACCCAGUGUUCUCAUUUCAUUAGUGCCAUGUAUGCUUACAGGCGUUUUUCUAUCGCCCGGCGUUUUUCUAUCGCCCAUUAUGGCAUUCUGUACAUAACUUGUAUGUUUAUAUGUACUAUUAUGUUUUGUUUUGUAUGAAUGUACAUAUUUUAUACACUGUUCUUUAUAUGUAUUACAUUCAUUGUUUUAGGGCAUCAAGUUUUUGAAUGCCCUCACUUUUAUGGCAUUUGCAAUAAAUGCCCUUUUUCAAUCUCAA